AUGACGUGCACGGAAGACUGCACCUGUAGUCUCUGUCGGGAACUACGAGGGUAUAAACUAAAAGUAAAACCUCCACCCAAAUCGGAGCGGUCAAACGAAUAUGCUCCAGCUUCCUCUACUUCCUAUGCAGGCAAAUCGCAGCAAGGAACAAAGUACUGUAAAAACAAUAGCAAAAACAAUCGAAACGAUAAUUUUAUACUGAAAAGACGCAUGUCGAACGACUGCAACAAGGAAGGCCGCCAUGGCGUUACCGUGACACCAUCGGCGGGUCCUUCUGCAACGGAUCUUAACUACAGCUUCGACGAGCAAGCAUCGAUCGGAACCAGGCUUCAUAAUCGAAUGAAAAAAGCUCAAAGCUGCAACGAAAUCUCCUGUUUUUCAAAAAUCAACAGAAACCGCUACAGUGGAGGCCUUCUUGAACCAAAAAUGAUCAAAAGUACGAACAAUCUCGCCGAGGAGGAUGACUAUUUUAGCUACCUAUCGCCGGUUCCUCCACCGGGGCCCACAGUAUCGACUCAAAAUUUGAAAAACAAGAUUGAAAAACAAAAAGAUCAUAAAGUAAUCAUCUACUUCGGCGAUAGUAUCGCUCACAAGAAAAACGAAAAAACACGAUCCAGCCCUCCGACACCUCCACCCCCGAAAACAACCGAACUAAAUGUCUUCCACGCGCAGCGCCUGUGCGAAGAAACGGCCGAAAUGCAAUUUCGUCGCCAAAACUCGAUUAUCAUCAAACCAAAGCGUAAGGACACUGCCGACGAUCGAAUGGAGCAUCAAAAACCGGGCAAAGAAUUCAUCCAGCAGCUCAAAUCAGUACUGGAGGAGAAAAACAAAAAUCCCCCCGCGACCGCAACUUCCACAGUGGAUCCAAUGGGACCGGGUUGUUCUGCUACCGUUGUCAUAACGCAAAAGAAGCCAGCGCCAGCGCCUCCGGUACCGGCAGUGAAAACGACUGCCGUGAUCGGUGAGAUCCCUAAGCGAAAUCACACUCAGGUGGUGGAAAUCGGACGAACGGAUCAGCAGUCAAUCGCUUUCGAUGAACAGAACCGCAAUUCGUUGCCGUCGUUCGUUGAAAGUGUUGUGAAUGGCGUCAUCAAUAUAAAAAUCGAGGAAAGCUACAAAGCGGCUUCGGAUAUUGUGCAAGCAGUCUUCCAGAAUGAUUCCGUCGAAAACGGCUAUGGCUGUAUCGAUGAAGACAUCGGUGACCCUUUCGAUUGGAGCUUUGUGCAGAACUGGCGGGCACGACCCUCUGGAACAGUCGCCAACAGCCAUGUCAGUUCACCAUCCAACAACAGUAAUUCAACCAGUUCCGGUGUAAACAGCGCUAGCACCAACCUUCAGAAUGGCUCCAAUGGACUAUCGCCUGGCAAUCAUUAUAUAGCAUCCUCAAAUCCCGUUACAUCCGGGCCACGGAUUCAGAGUCCAGCGGUUGCGACGCCAGCUCCGCGUAUCUCGAAAGAAAUCGCCGUACGCCCAGUCAAUGGCAACCAGGAUCCCCGAAACUACAAUCUGUCCCCUGUUCAGAGCCUUCAGCAGUGCGGAGAUACUACCACCUCCAGCAACACGACGAACGGUAGCAAUAACAAUUUAUCCUACAGCACAUCAGCGAUGAUACCGGAACGAGACGUAGGGCCAAAUAAAUUCACGAACGGAAACCACAAGCAGCAAACCCAACAUGGACCCCAACAACAGCCUAAUGGUCCAUUGCAAAACCAUCAUGGUGGCUCACAGCAACAGGGUCCUCAUCGAUCCGUUGCUGGUCCCACAAAACUAACCGUCCAAAGUUCCCCAGUUAAAUCGCAACCGGCAAUGAUCAGUUCUGGGCUUGAUAAAACAAAUAUGAACGGCAGUGGAAACAACAACAAGCGACUCAAUGCUAGCGGGCUCAGCAACAGUAGCGGCAACCUACUCAACUCACCGGCUUCUUCUACUGAACCACUAAACUCCAGCAGCAACAGUUCUAGCAACGCUAGUAGUGUCAGCUACUUAAAGCAACACUUCUCUCAAAAUCAUCAUGCCAUACAAUCUUACCACCAUCCCCAAUCGCAGCAAAACUCCCUAGGAGGACCACCUCAGAAGGGGUUAGGAAUCACACGAACCCACCACCAUACUGGAACGCAUGAUUUUCGUGGUCUGCAGCGCGUUAACGAGUGCCACAGUUCGUCGGAUGAAAAUCGGUCCUCCGGUCAUGCGUCCAUGUCGGACACCGGUCACGGAAGUAGCUCUCCCGGUGGUAACAGAAAUAGUGGUCCGCUUGGUCCACUUCCUGAAGAUCGCCUAGCCGCAGGAGUAACAAACCGAAGUGCACGUUCACGGGCUAGUACCAACCACUCGAGAUCGCGUCACCGAGCUACUCCGGCUAAAAUUCCUUGGGGUGGCGGUGGCUUGGAAGACAUUAAACUUGCUAUACAACAACUAACGAUGCGCUCGCACACCAGUACCUCUACCUAUAGCAGUUUGAGUGCCGGAUCUGAGAGUUCUGAGCCAGAGCGUAGACUCGGCAGGUAUAGUUCAUUGGAAACGGUUAACACUAAUGUAACGAGCGCCGAUGAGUUCGUAUGGGUCGAUUCACACAAUCGUCUCGUUGAGCUGCAGCAUCCUCCCUGGAGCCAGCACUGCGUUUUACGGGUACUAAGAUCUGGGCGUUGCCGAGAACAUUCGGAGCGAGUGUCAGUGGAAGCAGUUCCUAGAUUGGGAUACCUGCUUCAACGUGCUCUAGUUCGUGUUGCUAGAGAAGUUCAACGGCUAUCCGGGCCUUUGGGAUUAUGUUCAAAGCAUGAAGUUUCUGGAGCUUUUAAAAUUGUGCUGUCACCAGCUCUGGCAGAUUCUUGUAUCAAGGCAUGCCUUCGAGCUGCCGCUAUGUUUGCCGUGCCUGGUGAUAGUGCUCUCAAACAAAGUAAGUCAGCCCGUGCAGGGCUGCAACUGCCGGUAGGACGAUUCCACCGUUGGAUGGCUGAUGCUAGGCUGGGAAGAUUCGUUCAUGAAUAUGCUGCCGUAUAUCUCUGUGCUGGGUUGGAGAAUUUGUUGGAGGAAAUAUUUCUUCAAUGCCUGCCAACGGAUCCAACGUCUACACUGACGGCUAGUGGUCUAGAACAUGCAAUAGCCGGGUCAGGCGAUUUGUGGGGAUUACUGCAACCAUAUGCGCACCUCAAUGCUGGCCGAGUUGCUUCAGGAGCGCUUACCAUGCCACGUUGGGCUAGUCAAUCGUCGAUAAACUCCAACACACAAAGCCCUGCUCUUGAACCAUGUCUCCUGACAACUUGCGUCGGAAGCCUCAAUGAAUUGAAGGACCUGGUUACCAGAGCGCAGCAAAGGAGCCAACAUAUCACCAUGUCGCAGUCAGCACUUCGUGUACUAUUUUACUUUAUGCGUUGCUCACAAUUGGAACACAAUGAUAUCGGAGUAGCGACCAAUGGUGGUGGUACAAACAUCCAAGAAUUGUGCUACGAAAGAGCAUAUGUAGUUUUACCACCGCUGGUGGAGUGGCUGCGUGUUUCCUCAGCUCAUGCCGAGUAUCGACAUGCGUUACUGAUUGACAAAGAUGAUAUUAUGCAGGCAGCUCGACUGUUGCUACCCGGCGUUGACUGCCCUCCACGACAAAUUAUAUCAGAAGAAGAGUUACCCUCGAAGAGACUCACCCUGUCCAGCCAAAGUAUAGCUUCGUCGAAUCAUUCAGGCCAAACUCAACCACUGCAUGGUUCCUUGUCGUCCAAUUCAUCCACCUCUACCACUAGCAGUAAUAUAGAGGACUCCAGUGAGUGCGGACGACGCGCAACCUAUGCUCUAGCGUUCCGUUUGAUGUUGACUGGUCGAGGAGAGUUGCUCAUUCAAGCGCUAUCGUUGGUCCCACCGACAACCCGUUACGAUACGCUCAAUCAUCAAGGAAUGACCGCUCUUAUGAUCGCAGCAAUUCGUAAUGAUGAUGCAGCUAUACAAACAUUGCUGGAUGCCGGAGCGGAUCCAAAUGUCGAAGUGCCGACAGUUGGAACCGCAAACUGUCCAGCAAUUCAUCCGGAAACGCAACACUGGACAGCGCUAACCUUUGCUGCAUGUAAAGGAAACUAUCAAGCCAUUCGAACGUUGUUAGAACGCGGAGCCCACGUGGAGGGGGGAGCACGGCUAAGUGAGGAUAAAUGCACCUUGACGCCACUGCAGGUAGCCAGCGGAGGAGGAGUUGUCGAAGUGGUUUCGCUAUUGCUUGCGCAUGGGGCGCACGCUUUCUUGUCAACGCAAUUAAAGGAUUCGCUGUGCUUCUCUGGUAGUGCACAACGGGGCUGUUACAGUGCGAUUUCUGUAGCAGCGGCCCACGGUCAAAGAGUUUCGCUGAGGAAACUUCUAUCGCAUCCACUAGCUCCAGGUAGUCGGGAGGUGCUCUCGUUAGAGGAAAUGCUUGCCGAAGGUGACAGCACCAGUCGCAGUCAACUAGAGAGACAAACUGAAGUUCCUCCAACACUAAACAAAACGCAAAUUAAAAGUCUUCAAGAGGCCAUGUAUCACAGUGCUGAGAACAACCACCUGGACAUUACCAUUGAGUUGCGUGCACUCGGAGUUCCCUGGACUUUGCAUUGCUGGAUGCAUGCUCUGGCCGCUGCUCAUGAACUUCGAUUGGAUGCCGUCAUAGACCAGCUGUUACAAGAUUUUCUGCAAGUUUGUCCAGAUGACUACAGUCAACAGUUUGUGACAGAAUGUCUGCCAUUGUUGUUCAACAUUUUCCGCUACAGUAAGGUAUUCUCUAACCAGUUAUAUAUUACAUUGUAGAAGGAGGGAACGACUCUUCUUUUGGCAGACAUCUUCAGCACUUGCUUCGGUUGGGAGCCAAUCAAGCCGAUCAAAGAACCAGUACUGCAGCCAUCAAACGGGUCCAGAAUUGAUCCUAAGUUUGUUAACAAUCCGGAACUGAGCGAUGUGACAUUCAGAGUCGAAAAUCGCAUUUUCUACGGACACAAGAUCGUUUUGGUAACCGCAUCACCACGUUUGCAGAGUAUGCUCAGUUCAAAGCUGAACGAAGGCACUGGCACGCCUACAGUUCAAAUCAACGACAUCCGGUAUCAUAUAUUCGAGUUGGUAAUGCAAUUCUUGUAUAGUGGAGGAUGUAAUACACUGGACGUGGCCGCUGGUGAUGUACUAGAGCUGAUGGCUGCGGCUAGUUUCUUCCAGUUGGAGGGCCUCCUCCGCUACACCGAGGCACGAUGUGCUGAAAUGAUCGAUAUCGAUAAUGUAGUAGCAAUGUAUAUCCACGCUAAGGUUUAUAAUGCUCAAAAACUGAUGGAGUACUGCCAAGGGUUUCUACUGCAGAACAUGGUCGCGCUCCUAACCUACGACGAUUCGGUUAAGCGGCUUCUAUUUGCAAAGAAAAUUCCUAAUCAUGAUGUGCUGAAUGGUUUAUUGGCCACACUACAGACUCGAAUCAAGGCUCGUCGGAAUGGUGUCAGCGCUGCCAACAGUGCUCCUGUUGCCUCAAACGCAAUUAGACCGCCAUCGAAUAAUAAAACUAAAUAA
Molecule: messenger RNA, 5496 nt
Organism: Sabethes cyaneus
Lineage: Eukaryota; Metazoa; Arthropoda; Insecta; Diptera; Culicidae
Exons: 9
Cellular component (GO): nucleosome
Molecular function (GO): structural constituent of chromatin; DNA binding; protein heterodimerization activity
Source: RefSeq, a predicted model, not a curated record